Molecule: messenger RNA, 911 nt
Organism: Stegodyphus dumicola
Lineage: Eukaryota; Metazoa; Arthropoda; Arachnida; Araneae; Eresidae
Product: 3-hydroxyanthranilate 3,4-dioxygenase-like
Biological process (GO): 'de novo' NAD+ biosynthetic process from L-tryptophan; quinolinate metabolic process
Cellular component (GO): cytoplasm
Molecular function (GO): iron ion binding; 3-hydroxyanthranilate 3,4-dioxygenase activity
Source: RefSeq, a predicted model, not a curated record
UAAAGAUGGUCAGCUGAAAACAUUUUUCGUGGGUGGGCCAAAUUCUAGAAAAGACUUUCAUAUGGAAGAAGGAGAAGAGUUCUUUUACAUGCUGAAAGGAGACAUGAGACUUGUUGUGGUAGAAAGAGGGGCAUUCAGGGAUAUUCCGAUAAAGGAGGGAGAGGUUUUCUUGCUUCCGGCCAGAAUUCCACAUUCACCACAGCGAACGGCUGAUACCAUCGGUUUAGUCAUCGAAAGAGAAAGAUUGCCAAGUGAAAUGGAUUGUUUGAGAUAUUACGUAGACGGUAGCAACGAAAUACUUUAUGAGAAAUGGUUUCAUUGUGAAAAUUUAGAAGAAUUUGGGCCAUUGAUUAAAGAAUUCUUUGCAUCCGAGCAGUAUAAAACAGGCAAGCCAGUUCCUGGCACUAUCUUGGAAGACAAGCCAGUGAAACAGGAUUACCAGUGUCUCUUGGAUACGCCAUUUUCCUUGAAAACGUGGUUGAGAUCCAACAAAGAAGCCAUCGACAAAGAGGGCAAAAAGCGUCUAUUUGAAGGAAACUACAUGUCUCGGGUGUAUGUGUUGGGAAAAGGCUCUCAUGUUCCAGAUGCUGACAUACCUGAAACAUUUCUAUGGCAAAUAGAAGGAAAAUCUGAAGUAGAAGUAGGGAACAAAACAUAUGAAUUUAUAGAAAAUCAAACAAUGUUACUGCAAGCUGGUGAAACGUACGUGCUGAGAAACUCAACAGGAGGCAGGACUCUAUCCGUAGUAAUGAAUGCAGAAAACUAAGAGAUAUAUUAUCAAGAUUUCACGUUUAAGUGGCCGUACAGAAGCAUUUAAUAUCAAGAAUCAAUCGUUGAUGCAUGUGUAUUAAUCCAAAAGUUCUUUUGUAAAACUAAAUUUCAAUAAAAUAUUUUGUACAUUUUUUAAGCUA